AUGGUGGUUUCAACAUUCCUGGACCCUUUUUUAAGGGUUCCUGUUCCUGGACUUUUCUUCUCCGAGACGAAGUGUCUUCUUCGUGUCAUCAUAUCUGGGUCUUUUGAAGCUUUAAGCAUGGCUGAGGAUUUAGAAAAUCCAUUGCUUGAUCCUGAUACUUUCAACAGACAAGGAAUCGACUUGGGUCUAGUGCCAUUGGAGGAAGUUUUCGAAUACCUGAGAACAUCGCCUCGGGGGCUUUUAUCUGGAGAUGCUGAAGAAAGAUUGAACAUCUUUGGUCCUAACAGACUUGAAGAGAAACAGGAGAACAAAUUUCUGAAAUUCCUAGGUUUUAUGUGGAAUCCACUGUCGUGGGUUAUGGAAGCUGCAGCAUUGAUGGCAAUCGCACUCGCAUAUAGUGAAAGCUUGGGUCCUGACUGGAAAGACUUUGUUGGAAUCGUUUGCCUUUUACUGAUCAACGCAACAAUCAGCUUCUUUGAAGAAAACAAUGCUGGGAAUGCUGCUGCAGCUCUUAUGGCUCGCUUGGCUCUAAGAACAAGAGUUCUUAGAGAUGGACAGUGGCAGGAGCAAGAUGCGUCUAUUUUGGUACCUGGUGAUAUAAUUAGCAUAAAGCUUGGGGAUAUCAUUCCUGCAGAUGCUCGUCUUCUUGAAGGAGACCCCUUGAAAAUUGAUCAGUCAGUGCUAACCGGAGAAUCGCUACCUGUGACCAAGAAAAAGGGUGAGCAAGUCUUUUCUGGUUCUACUUGUAAGCAAGGUGAAAUAGAAGCUGUUGUGAUAGCCACUGGUUCGAGCACAUUCUUUGGUAAAACAGCACGCUUGGUGGACAGUACAGAUUCAACUGGACAUUUACAGCAGGUUCUUACAUCAAUUGGAAACUUCUGCAUUUGCUCUAUUGCUGUUGGAAUGGUUCUUGAAAUCAUUGUCAUGUUCCCUGUACAACAUCGCUCCUAUAGAAUUGGGAUCAAUAACCUUCUUGUACUCCUGAUUGGAGGGAUACCCAUUGCCAUGCCCACUGUGCUAUCUGUCACGCUUGCCAUUGGAUCUCAUCGACUUUCUCAACAGGGUGCCAUUACGAAAAGGAUGACCGCAAUAGAGGAAAUGGCUGGGAUGGAUGUACUCUGCUGUGAUAAAACUGGAACACUUACCUUGAACACUCUUACUGUUGAUAAAAAUCUUAUUGAGGUUUUCGUUGACUACAUGGACAGGGACACAAUAUUGUUGCUUGCAGGACGAGCUUCACGACUAGAAAAUCAGGAUGCUAUAGAUGCAGCAAUUGUUAGCAUGCUUGCUGAUCCCAGAGAGGCACGUGCAAACAUUAAAGAAACCCAUUUCUUCCCAUUCAAUCCCGUGGACAAACGUACUGCAAUCACAUAUAUUGAUUCCGAUGGGAAAUGGUAUCGCGCUACCAAAGGAGCUCCUGAACAGGUUCUAAGCUUGUGUCAACAGAAAAAUGAGAUUGUGCAAAGAGUUUAUGCCAUCAUUGAUAGAUUUGCAGAAAAAGGUUUGAGGUCUCUUGCAGUUGCUUAUCAGGAAAUCCCAGAGAAAAGCAGCAAUAGUCCUGGAGGACCAUGGAGAUUCUGUGGUCUGUUGCCACUAUUUGAUCCUCCAAGGCAUGACAGCGCUGAAACCAUCCUUAGAGCUCUUAACCUUGGAGUUUGCGUUAAGAUGAUCACCGGUGAUCAAUUGGCGAUUGCAAAGGAGACAGGCAGACGUCUUGGGAUGGGAACCAACAUGUAUCCUUCUUCCUCUUUGUUAGGCCACAACAACGAUGAGCAUGAAGCCAUUCCACUGGAUGAGCUAAUUGAAAUGGCAGAUGGAUUUGCUGGAGUAUUCCCUGAACACAAGUAUGAGAUUGUAAAGAUUUUACAAGAAAAGAAGCAUGUGGUUGGAAUGACCGGAGAUGGAGUGAAUGAUGCUCCUGCUCUCAAAAAAGCUGACAUUGGAAUAGCUGUCGCGGAUUCAACAGAUGCCGCAAGAAAUUCUGCUGACAUAGUACUAACUGAACCUGGCUUAAGUGUAAUUAUCAGUGCUGUCUUGACCAGCAGAGCCAUUUUCCAGCGGAUGAAGAACUAUACAGUAUAUGCAGUCUCGAUCACCAUACGAAUAGUGCUUGGUUUUACACUUUUAGCGUUGAUAUGGGAAUAUGACUUUCCACCGUUCAUGGUUCUGAUAAUUGCAAUACUCAAUGACGGGACCAUCAUGACUAUUUCUAAAGAUCGAGUUAGGCCAUCUCCUACACCCGAGAGUUGGAAGCUCAGCCAGAUAUUUGCGACUGGAAUUGUCAUUGGAACAUACCUAGCAUUGGUCACCAUCCUGUUCUACUGGAUCAUUGUCUUUACCACCUUCUUCGAGAAACACUUCCAUGUAAAGUCAAUCGCCAACAACAGUGAGCAAGUCUCAUCCGCUGUGUAUCUCCAAGUGAGCAUCAUCAGUCAGGCACUCAUAUUUGUUACGCGUAGUCGAAGCUGGUCUUUUCUUGAACGUCCUGGGACUCUCCUGAUUUUCGCCUUCAUUGUUGCUCAGCUUGCAGCUACAUUAAUUGCAGUCUAUGCCAAUAUUAGCUUUGCUAACAUCACUGGCAUUGGAUGGGGAUGGGCAGGUGUUAUAUGGUUAUACAGUCUGAUAUUUUACAUACCUCUAGAUAUUAUAAAAUUUGUCUUUCACUACGCAAUGAGUGGAAAGGCUUGGAACCUCGUAUUGGACCGUAAGACAGCUUUUACUUAUAAGAAAGAUUAUGGGAAAGAUGAUGGAACGGCCAAUGUAACCAUCUCUCAGAGAAGUCGUUCUGCAGAAGAACUUAGUGGAAGUCGUUCUCGUGCUUCUUGGAUCGCUGAACAAACCAGGAGACGCGCAGAAAUCGCUAGGCUCGUAGAGGUACAUUCGGUGUCAAGGCAUUUAGAAUCAGUGAUGAAGCUCAAACAAAUUGACCCAAAGAUGAUACGUGCAGCUCAUACCGUCUAA
Arabis nemorensis is the source of this 2961-nucleotide messenger RNA. The record is from the annotation of a GenBank genome assembly. NCBI's taxonomy places the organism in Eukaryota, Viridiplantae, Streptophyta, Magnoliopsida, Brassicales, Brassicaceae.